This is a messenger RNA of Penicillium roqueforti, 1239 nucleotides long. Its product is annotated as FluC/FEX family fluoride channel. Gene Ontology annotation, biological process: fluoride transmembrane transport. The record is from RefSeq and is a predicted model, not a curated record. The transcript has a single exon. The coding region runs from base 1 to 1239 and encodes 412 amino acids. Gene Ontology annotation, cellular component: membrane. Gene Ontology annotation, molecular function: fluoride transmembrane transporter activity. NCBI's taxonomy places the organism in Eukaryota, Fungi, Ascomycota, Eurotiomycetes, Eurotiales, Aspergillaceae.
AUGCCAUCAACUGCCGAUGUUGAUAACCCCUCUCGAAACAAUGACCCUUCAAGAGAGGCCCGACAGGCGAAUGCAAAUGAAUCAUGGCAAAACUCGGGUGACCGCGCAGCACCUGUACCACAACCUGCAUCUGCUGCGCCGCCCCUCUCCAAACACGCAACCCACAUCUACACCGUCUCCUAUCUAAUCUUCUUCUCGCUCUGGGGUACACUGGCCCGCCUAGGCCUACAGGCUCUGACAUUUUAUACAGGCGCGCCUGUCGUAACAGGGGUGUUAUGGGCAAAUGUAGCCGGAAGCCUGGUAAUGGGUUUCCUGAGCGAAGACCAGCAGUUAUUCCGCGAAGAAUGGGGCAAAACAAUAACCAAAGAAGCACCUGCAGAUGCAGUUGAUACCGAGCCCAAAGUCAAAAGCCGGAAACACAUGGCUGUGAAGAAGACUAUCCCUCUGUACAUUGGUCUGACGACCGGGUUCUGUGGCUGCUUCACCUCCUUCUCGUCCUUUAUGCGGGACGUCUUCCUCGCCCUGGCAAAUGCCCUCCCCGACCCAUCCCUGCCAACCGGAUCUCACAUUGCCUCCCGUAAUGGUGGGUAUAGCUUUAUGGCGCUGGUCGCUGUGAUUAUACUCACCGUGUCACUGAGCCUGUCGGCACUUAUCGUCGGCGCGCAUAUUGCCCUGGCUCUAACACGCGUGACACCCACCGUGCCCUUCGCGUUCACGCGCCGAGUCCUCGACCCUCUUGUGGUCAUGCUUGCCUGGGGAUGUUGGCUCGGGGCGGUGUUCCUGGCCAUCUGGCCGCCAGACCGACAUAAAGGCCCGGAUGUGUGGCGCGGCCGGGCGGUGUUCGCUAUUGUCUUUUCACCGCUUGGCUGUCUCCUUCGGUUCUAUGUCUCGCUGCACCUGAAUGGCAGGAUUCCGACCUUCCCCCUCGGCACGUUUACGGUCAAUAUCUUUGGGACCAUCAUCGAGGGUAUGUGCUAUGACUUGCAGCAUGUCAGUGAUCUUGGGGCGGCGGUUCCUGCUGCUCUGACAGGUUGCCAGGUGCUGCAGGGUGUUAUGGAUGGAUUCUGCGGGAGCACGACCACUAUCAGUACCUGGGUUGCUGAAUUGAAAGGACUGUCUCAUCGGCGUCAUGCGUAUUUGUAUGGAAGUGCCAGUGUGCUUGUCGCGCUUGGGUUUUUGGUGGUCAUCAUGGGUUCGUUGUUGUGGACGCGUGGGUUUGACGAGCCUGUGUGUGGAUAG